AUGAUCUGUGCCAGUUGCUAUGAAGGUAUUGUGACUGGCUCCUUCUACAGUAUUAUACACUUUAAACGUCAUAGCUUCCCCAAAAGAAUCCUGGAAACUAUAAGGGUGCUGAGAGUUGUUAGAGCUGCAAUUCUCAGUUUCCAGGGAAGAGGGAUUGAUUGUUACAGUACUCUAGGUGCUAGAUCUCUUCAGCAGUAUAUUGUUCCAGGUUUCCAAGUCUCAAAGAGGGUGUCACAGACUGGAAUGGUUGGGGUACAGGAAAAAGGAAGAACAGAAAUGAUAGAAUCUGAGAAACUUCCCUACAACAAAAGACUGAAAUGUCAGCUGCUUUUUAAUUUCGGGCCAGAUGACAAAAGAGGCACAUGA
Molecule: messenger RNA, 366 nt
Organism: Podarcis lilfordi (Lilford's wall lizard)
Lineage: Eukaryota; Metazoa; Chordata; Lepidosauria; Squamata; Lacertidae
Source: the annotation of a GenBank genome assembly